AUGAGGGGAGAAUCCUACUUCGUCGGAAUGAGGAGCCUGGGGCAGCAGGCAUCGAUCCCUGAAGAUGGGGGACUUUUCUUGCUCUGCUGCAUAGACAGAGACUGGGCUGUCACUCAGUGCUUUGCGGAAGAGGCCUUUCAAGCAAUCACCGACUUCAACGAUCUUCCCAACUCACUGUUUGCCUGCAAUGUCCACCAGUCCGUGUUUGAAGAAGAAGAGAGCAAGGAAAAAUUUGAGGGACUAUUCCGGACCUAUGAUGAGUGUGUCACGUUCCAGCUGUUUAAGAGUUUCCGACGCGUCCGAAUAAAUUUCAGUCAUCCCAAAUCUGCAGCCCGUGCUCGGAUAGAGCUUCAUGAGACCCAGUUCCGAGGGAAGAAACUAAAACUCUACUUUGCACAGGUCCAGACCCCCGAGACAGACGGAGACAAACUGCAUUUGGCACCCCCACAGCCGGCCAAACAGUUCCUCAUCUCGCCCCCUUCGUCUCCUCCUGUGGGCUGGAAGCCCAUCAGCGAUGCCACGCCGGUCCUCAACUAUGACCUCCUUUAUGCCGUGGCCAAACUAGGACCAGGAGAGAAGUACGAACUGCAUGCGGGGACUGAGUCCACCCCGAGUGUCGUGGUGCAUGUGUGUGACAGCGACAUGGAGGAAGAGGAUCCAAAGACUUCCCCAAAGCCAAAAAUCAUCCAAACCCGGCGUCCCGGCCUGCCGCCUUCCGUGUCCAACUGAGCACGUCCAUGAUGACACGCAUCUCCUCUCAUCAUGCUUCCCCGUUGUUUGUCCGAAACAUUAAUUGCCUUUAAGUCCCUGGGUGUUCGGUUGUUUGCGAUUCCUUCCUUGUAAUUAAGCCUCUCGGACAAAAGGGCUAGGGAAAGGUGACAUGUCUCCCAGUCGACUCACACCCAUUAACUAUAAUCUAUUACUUAGAAAGUUAUAGAAAAAAAAGGUAGUAUUUUCUUAUUAAACAAUCAGUACAGCCUAUAUCUCUGUUCGCUCAUGUUGAUCCAAGCCAUUGACAUCAGUAACAAAUAGCAAUUAUGUUGUUUGUGAGCCGCUCCAGUCGUGUGGUGUGUGUGUGUGUGAGUAUGUGUGUGUGUGUGAUGUGUGGUGUUGUGUUUUUUCCUGGCCACUUAUAUAGGACCAUAAGUAAACUUGAUUUUGGCUGCAUGGGAUCCCCCUAUCUGGUCUCACCCAGUCCUCUGCAUCCCGACAUUCCCAGGACGUGCACGAUCACCAGCAUUUAUUUUGAUGAUUUGAGGGUACACCCCACCUCACGGAAUCCCAGCCGUGUCCUGUAUAGACAGGGGGUGUCCCCAGCACCAUCCAGCUCAACAAGCCUGGGAAUCAUUUUCAGUUUGAAUCAAUACAUCAUAUAGCUCUGUCUGAAGGCAAAAUUGAGCUUGGCCCCAAAGAUAUUCCUCAGUAGAUUCUGAACACCACUACCAUAUAGCACUCCCCAGUGUCACUGGGGAGGCUUGUCCAGGUCACAGAGACCAAUUUCAGAGAAACCUAUUUAUUAUAAAAGUCUCACGGUGUCCGAAUUACUGUCCCCCCUUGUAUAUUUGUACAGAUGUUUGGGCUGUGCGGUUAAGAUCUGGAUGUUUUUGAUUUAGUGAUUGUUCGACCAUUAGCUGCUUAACGACAUCAUACCUGCGUUGCUUCUGAAUGCAUUCUGAUGCUAAUGUAGAUAAUCCGAUCCUAUAACAUGCUCUUAAGGUUAACGCUGAGUUGUAAAAGGGUACAGCAAUGUCUCGUGUCAAUAUAUAACCGACUAGCCAACCUCUUUGCUGUCGAGAUCACCUGUUUUUAAACAAAGAUCCAAGUGUCAGCUAUAGGCAGCUUGGAUGAUGCUAACACCCCAGAGAGUAGACACAGCUGAGCAUCUCAGAGCACAGGGGAUGAUGGAUAAACGGAUGGCGGCCCCACUCAGUCAGUGCCCAUGUGCUCAAAAGUUCUUUGUUUUUGUUAUGUGUGACUUUUGUAUUUCUCUAGCCCAAAGUGCAUUACAGAGGAUACACCUACAGAACCAUACUUUCCGCUCCUUGUGUCAAGCCUCAUCAAUUCCUGUUCAUUAACAAGUAAUUUUGGAUGCAAAUACAAUGAACCACAGAAUGGGCUAGUACUUUCAUGACCUAAGCCUCAGAAAAAAAAACACACAAGAACACUAACACAGCCACCCGAUGGAGGGAUGAUUGUGGUUUUUUUUGACUAAGGUGUAUGCUAGUUUCGACAGAGACUUCAAAACUAGACUGCUCACUCAGAAAAUUAAAGUCCGCUCUACUGUGAAUUUAGCAAUAUAGUACUGGACACAGUGCAGUACGGUUGAGACUGAGGACAGAGUUGCUUGUGGAAUCCCGAGUUUCCACACGGAAAAUAAGUCUCCUCUUCAAAAUCAGGUCCGAGGAGUGUACAAUAAGCAAAUGCUUUGACUUUCCUUUGUUGUGGAGGGGUUUUGCUUUUUCCUUGACCAACGGAAAGACUACAAAUAGCGGAGAGAUGGUGCCCUCUAGUGGCGGAAACAUUGGACUCAGCUGUGCAGAUGGAUUGAUUACAAGUCAACUAACCGCCUAGUGCUGACUUUCCAAUCCACAUUAAUAUUCAGGAUGCAGGUUCUAGGGUGGGGAAUUCUCAAUGCGUGAAAGCCUUGGAAAUAAUUUGUGUUUCCAAAUAGCGGUAGCGGAAGUUUCCAGUUUAGCAAAAGUUGAUGUGACUAUGUUGUGUAGGCGUUCUCCAUGAACGAGGUCUUAGCAAACUGUAUUGCCAUGUGUAGAUGUUAACCUGCUGCACAUCAAGGGGUUCUCUUGCUAGGUUGAGCGUGGGAGCAGGGAGGGGUUAGCUUUCCCCGGGAGAAACGGGAAAGCCGUGGGACCUCCCGGCACUGUAGAAAGUCGCAAUCGCGUUGCUCGACACUUCCAUGAUGCACAUUAUGCAAACCUUCAGCACUCUUAAGUUCGAAACGUUUUC
Molecule: messenger RNA, 2964 nt
Organism: Arvicola amphibius (Eurasian water vole)
Lineage: Eukaryota; Metazoa; Chordata; Mammalia; Rodentia; Cricetidae
Gene: Rcan2
Product: regulator of calcineurin 2
Exons: 4
Coding region: 1-729 (242 amino acids)
Biological process (GO): calcium-mediated signaling
Cellular component (GO): nucleus; cytoplasm
Molecular function (GO): calcium-dependent protein serine/threonine phosphatase regulator activity; nucleic acid binding
Source: RefSeq, a predicted model, not a curated record